GAUCAUAGGAUCUGGCUCUCAGGAAUGCCUUUCUUCUCCUUGAGGAACUGGAGCAUCUAGGGAGGUGUCCAACAGGAGAUCUCAGAUACCAUCAGUCCCAUACGAAAUACCAUGACACAUCAAUUCUUUAACAGGUGAUAUGCCUCCAACAUGGCUCCCAAGCAUGAAGAACGGGGGUCUUUACGUUUCCAUCUACCUGCUCACUAUUCUCACUGGCCUUCCCACCAACAUUCUGGCUUUAUGGGCCCUCAUCCGGAAGCUGAAGACCAAGGCCACACCCAACUGUGUCCUCCUUCUCAAUCUCACUAUUUCUGACCUCUGUUUCCUGGCCUUCUUGCCCUUCAAGGUAGUUGAGGCAACUACCGACUACUGGCCACUGCCUAAUGUCCUAUGUCCCCUCAGUGGCCUCCUCUACUUCAGCACUAUCUACUCCAGUACUCUCUUCCUCACGGCAGUGAGCGUGGAGCGCUACCUGGGUGUGGCCUAUCCUAUCCAGUACAAGCUGAGGCGCCACUCGGCCUAUGCGGCAGUGGCCAGCCUAGGCCUCUGGGCCUGCUCUUUUGCCCACUGCAGCAUUGUGUUCAUCACUGAGUUCCAUCAGCCCAACUAUUCUUCACCAAAUGACAGUAACAUCUGUUAUGACAACUUCACAAAGGAACAGCUUGAAGUCCUGCUCCCAGCCCGGCUGGAGCUUGGCAUUGUCCUCUUCCUGGUCCCAUCCGUGAUAACCUCCUUCUGCUACUGUGGCUUUAUGAGGAUUGUGAUCUCUUCACCCCAUAUCCACAGGAACAAAAAGCAACGAGCUGUGGGGUUGGUGGCAGCCACUCUAGCUGUCUUCCUCAUCUGCUUUUCCCCCUACAACAUUUCCCACUUAGUCGGUUUUAUCAUCGGGGAGAGUCCAUGUUGGAGAGAUAAGGCCUUGCUCCUUAGCACCUUCAAUGCAAGCUUGGACCCCAUCAUCUUCUACUUUUCCUCCUCCGCUGUGCAACAUUCAUGUUGGGGCUUCCUGACCAAGGUCAAAAAGCUCCGCACUUUCCCUCCUCUAGUCCGGAAACUCUUCUGCAAAGAGACAGAGAAACUGAGGAGAGUAAGUGCCCAGGAGCCAGAUUGCUGUUCCAAGCUUUGAUCUCCUCUGUUUAUGGAAACCUCCAGAGACUGAAUCCUUUCCUUCUAUAUAGGCAAAAUGGUCAAAAUUUGAUCUGGGAAUUUUCUGA
Messenger RNA from Eublepharis macularius, 1214 nucleotides. RefSeq names its product free fatty acid receptor 2-like. Gene Ontology annotation, cellular component: plasma membrane. The transcript has 3 exons. The record is from RefSeq and is a predicted model, not a curated record. NCBI's taxonomy places the organism in Eukaryota, Metazoa, Chordata, Lepidosauria, Squamata, Eublepharidae. Bases 140 to 1126 code for a protein of 328 amino acids. Gene Ontology annotation, molecular function: G protein-coupled receptor activity. Gene Ontology annotation, biological process: cellular response to fatty acid; G protein-coupled receptor signaling pathway.